AUGGCGGCGCCCGCCAUGGCCGCAGUGCUGAAGCGCGAAACAGGAUCAUGCUGCAAGAGUUAUACAGAGGUGCUGGAAAAGCUGCAUGGAUGUGCGGUGUUUCGGCACUACAAGGAGCUCAUCAGCUUUAAAGGAACAGGGAAUCCUCGUCUGCUCAUGAAGGGUAUUGACCCUCGGGAGGCCGAGUUGCUAGAUGUUGCAGCAGGUGCUUUCAUCAAAUUCAGGCUGGGUGGCGCCAGUUUUCCUCCAAACAUUUAUUAUAAAAUAUUCACUCACAGACCUAUUGUGGACAUGUGUGCCAACAGCCCUAAAGACUACACAAAACCAAGUCCCAAGCAGGUGCUGCAGGAAAGGAUUCUUGGAAAAAUAUGGGAGGAUGAUGGCAGUGGCUGGUACAAGCGUGUGGAGAACAAUGGUUGGAGACUUCUUUCCAUCAGAUUUUGGAGGGCUAUAGAUCCUGUAACGGACGAGGGAAACAGAAAGGCAGAGGAGUUUCAUUACUCUAAGAUGAAGAGGAAGCAAGAAAUUGAGAAAAAGCGGAAAAAGAGAAAAAUUGAAUGGAUGAAAAAAAUGUACCACGCGGGAAGCCUGAGGGCCGCCACGGAGGAUCCCGCUGCUGCCCUGCGAGUUCAGAGGGCUGCGGAAAGCGUCGUGGACGCGGUGGAGAAACAGGGAUCAAACAGCGUCACGGACUGGGAGGUGGAUGAAAUACUGAGGUGGACAAAUGCACUCAACUAUGAGCAGUAUAUCAGCCAAUGGAAUAAAACUGCAACAAGCGACUCGUCAGCUAACUGCCAAGGCUUCCAGUUUCUUCAGCCACCACGUGGUACCUGUGAAUGGUCCCGGAUUCCCCACCUUAACCUAAGACCAGUGAAUCUUAGUUCUUUAUCUGCAAGAGAAGCAGAUUUUGCAUCACGAGCAAAUGUAACACCAGCAAAUACUCCUUUUCCUUGAGGAAGAAAUUUCUCCACUGGGUACAAAUUCUAAGUGGUAACUUUGCUAUUCUUGGGCUGUAAUUUGCUUUAUUUUGUUGUGAUGUGAAGUA
Nothoprocta perdicaria is the source of this 1045-nucleotide messenger RNA. It is a transcript of the gene CUNH11orf65, whose product is annotated as chromosome unknown C11orf65 homolog. The coding region runs from base 1 to 954 and encodes 317 amino acids. Lineage: Eukaryota; Metazoa; Chordata; Aves; Tinamiformes; Tinamidae. The record is from RefSeq and is a predicted model, not a curated record. The transcript has 9 exons.